This is a messenger RNA of Pseudozyma flocculosa PF-1, 1650 nucleotides long. RefSeq lists its product as uncharacterized. Gene Ontology annotation, cellular component: exomer complex; trans-Golgi network. The record is from RefSeq and is a predicted model, not a curated record. The transcript has 2 exons. Bases 1 to 1650 code for a protein of 549 amino acids. Lineage: Eukaryota; Fungi; Basidiomycota; Ustilaginomycetes; Ustilaginales; Ustilaginaceae. Gene Ontology annotation, molecular function: protein dimerization activity. Gene Ontology annotation, biological process: Golgi to plasma membrane transport; conjugation with cellular fusion.
AUGGCGACGCACUACGUGAACCAGGUGGCGCCCAACUACGUCCACGCCGGCAUGCGGCCCAGCUCGUCGUCGAGCAACAACGACGACAGCUUCACCUUCACCGUCGGCAAGCUCGACGCCGGCAUGGCCAUCCUCAUCGGCGAGCGCGCGUCCCUCAUCGAGUUCCCCUCGCUCCUCCUGCCCCCGGGCGUAUCCUCCGGCAGCGUGGUCAACAUCCGCGUCCUCCGCAACCAGGACGAGGAGAAGCGCCAGAAGAGCGAGUUUGACCAGCUCCAGGAGGACAUCCUGAGCACCUUUGGCACAGAGGCGCCCAAGCCCCCGGCGCUGCGGCUGCGCAACGUCACGCAGACGUCGGUCACGCUCGAGUGGGACCGCCUGUCGCUGGCGACGGCGUCGCUCCUCUCGCUCGACAUCUACCGCAACGGCCAGCGGCUGGCGCCCAUCCCCAAUCCGCUGCACAACACCUCGACCAAGCUGUCGGGCCUCGACCUUGACGCAGAGUACACGUUCCACCUGGUGCUCAAGACGACGGCCGGCACCUUUGCCUCGCCCGUCAUCCGCACUCGCACCCACACCAUCCACCAGACGUCGGGCAUCUCGGUCUGCUUUGGCCACGUCGCCGACCCCGAAGUCCUCGCUGCCGCAAAGGACGCCCUCGGCAACAUGCAGGCGCGCUGGAGCGACCGCAUCCAGAUUGACACGACCCACUUUGUCUGCACUGACCCGCGCAACCCGGGCGACACCAACGCCGGCAACGGCCAGGGCAAUGGCUACGCCAAGGCCAUGCAGCUCAGCAUCCCCGUCGUCAAGCCUCACUGGAUCUUUGCGUGCCACGACCAGAAAAAGAUGGUCGGCAUCGCGCCCUACUACCUCGAUCAGGACCCGCCAAACGCCACCACGAUCCGCGACAGCAUCGCCCGGCUGCGCGGCAACCAGGCACCAGCGGCGGCGGCGGCCAGCGCGGCAGCAGACGGCCAGGCAGCGCCGGUCGAGGCGGCGGCCCAGGCUGCGGUGGCAGCGGCAAAGGACAUGGAUACGGCGGUCGCGCCGGCAUCGCCACCGCGGGCGGAUCCUGCGCCCGAGCCCGCGGCCGAUGGCCACGAGGUCGACGAGCACGAUCUGCCUCCAAUCCCGCUGUCGAUGGUGGCCGGAUCAGCGGCAGGUGCGGGCGCGGCAGCGACGGCUGAAGAAGGGACGGAGCACGGACCCCCCUCGCCAUCGCCUGCCGACGGGCCUGCUCCGGACGCGACGACGACCAACGAGCUUGGCCUGCAACUGACCGACGGCAUCGACGAGCCGGGCUACGACGGCGCACCGACGGCGGCAGCGCACAGGCCGACGCCGCCCGUCGGCAGCCCGAACCCGUCGAUCGAGGUGACGGGCCCCGACGAGGAGAGCGGCACGCCGAUCGGCUUUGACGACGACGGCGAGGAAAUCACCCACUUUCCACCGCAUCGUCCUGCCGGCGACGGCGACGACGAUGGCGAUGGCGACGAGGAAUCGAUCACGCGGCGGCUAGAGCAGCAGGCUGAGCAGGACCAGGGCGGGGACGAGACGCACACGCAGGCCGACGGCGGCCAAGACGACGCGGACGACGAUGAAGGCGAGAUGGACGACGUCAGCCUCGGCGGCGGCGGUGGCCGAGACUAG